This is a messenger RNA of Zea mays, 1577 nucleotides long. RefSeq lists its product as uncharacterized. Gene Ontology annotation, molecular function: hydrolase activity, acting on ester bonds. Bases 190 to 1293 code for a protein of 367 amino acids. The record is from RefSeq and is a predicted model, not a curated record. NCBI's taxonomy places the organism in Eukaryota, Viridiplantae, Streptophyta, Magnoliopsida, Poales, Poaceae. The transcript is spliced from 5 exons.
GCAGGCACGCAGCCGGGCGCUCUCCUCCCCGUCCGUCUAUUCUCUAUACAAAAGCGGGACUCCGUGUCGCCCCUGCCCACCUGGCCGCUCCAUCUCGCGUCCAACAAUCAAUUCGGCGUCGCUCUCGUCUCAUCAGUCAUCACUCCGCGACUGCGAGCGAGCGAGCGAGGCCCUUCCGCGCCACGCGCAAUGGACGCUGCUCUGCUCGUGACCGUCCUCGUCCCCGCGGUGGCGGCGCUCCUCGUCCUCGGGGCCGCGUCCGCCUCGCCGCCGCGCGCCUUCUUCGUGUUCGGGGACUCCCUCGUGGACAACGGCAACAACAACUACCUCAUGACCACGGCGCGGGCCGACGCGCCGCCCUACGGGAUCGACUUCCCCACGCACCUGCCCACGGGGCGGUUCUCCAACGGGCUCAACAUCCCCGACAUCAUCAGCGAGCACCUCGGCUCCCAGCCCGCGCUGCCGUACCUCAGCCCCGACCUCCGCGGCGACCAGCUGCUCGUCGGCGCCAACUUCGCGUCCGCCGGCGUCGGCAUCCUCAACGACACCGGCAUACAGUUCGUGAACAUCAUCGGGAUCGGGCAGCAGCUGCACAACUUCCAGGACUACCAGCAGAGGCUGGCCGCGUUCGUCGGCGACGACGCGGCGAGGCAGGUCGUGAGCAAUGCGCUCGUCCUCAUCACGCUCGGCGGCAACGACUUCGUCAACAACUACUACCUGGUGCCCUUCUCCUUCCGCUCCCGCCAGUUCGCCAUCCAGGACUACGUCCCGUACCUCAUCUCCGAGUACAGGAAAAUCCUCACGCGGCUGUACGAGCUCGGGGCCCGUCGCGUGGUGGUGACGGGCACCGGGAUGAUCGGGUGCGCGCCGGCGGAGCUGGCCAUGCACAGCAUCGACGGCGAGUGCGCGCGCGACCUCACGGAGGCGGCCGACCUCUUCAACCCGCAGCUGGUGCAGAUGCUCUCCGACCUCAACGCGGCCAUCGGCGGCGACGUCUUCAUCGCCGCCAACACCAACCGCCUCAGCUUCGACUUCAUGUUCAACCCGCAGGACUACGGGUUCGUGACGGCCAAGGUGGCGUGCUGCGGGCAGGGCCCGUACAACGGGAUCGGGCUGUGCACGCCGGCGUCCAACGUGUGCCCCAACCGGGACGUGUACGCGUACUGGGAUGCGUUCCACCCCACGGAGCGCGCCAACCGGAUCAUCGUCGCCCAGUUCAUGCACGGCUCCACCGACCACAUCAGCCCCAUGAACAUCAGCACCAUCCUCGCCAUGGACAACAGGGGGGACUAGUCCCGCCGCGUGCUGCCUCCACCCAUCUCGUCAUUGAUGACGUGAAUUAGUGGUGAAUUGAGCCGAGUGGGUUAAAUACAACUGUCCCAAGUUUCUUCGCUCCAGCAGAUUGUUUGAGGGCAGGGCUAGCUAGGAACUUCAGAAAUUGCUAAGCGGUACUACCUAGCCAGUCCGUCCGAUCAUUUCAAGAAAAUUCUCUUGCACUUUGUAGUGUGAUCCUGAACUUUUGGGGUACAAGGUACCGACAAUUCAAUGCCAAUGUAUAUUUUGGUGGCUGGGGCACA